Molecule: messenger RNA, 980 nt
Organism: Neogale vison (American mink)
Lineage: Eukaryota; Metazoa; Chordata; Mammalia; Carnivora; Mustelidae
Gene: NOP16
Product: NOP16 nucleolar protein
Exons: 5
Coding region: 152-688 (178 amino acids)
Biological process (GO): ribosomal large subunit biogenesis
Cellular component (GO): nucleolus
Source: RefSeq, a predicted model, not a curated record
AUAGUAAUCUGCAUGAUGUCUCUAUAGGAUGGACUACAUUUCCUGAAAAAUCCCGCAAACCCUUGCGAGGAUCCACAGGAAGUAGUCGGAGACACGAGGCGUUGCGUGUGAGAGGCAUCUAGUUAUAGUUGUCCGUUCGGUGGUCAAGGAAAUGCCCAAAGCCAAGGGGAAGACCAGGAGACAGAAGUUCGGUUACAAUGUUAACCGGAAGCGGCUGAACCGGAAUGCUCGACGGAAAGCAGCGCCACGGAUCGAAUGCUCCCACAUCCGACAUGCCUGGGACCACGCCAAAUCCGUGCGGCAGAACCUGGCCGAGAUGGGGUUGGCUAUGGACCCCAACAAGGCGGUUCCCCUCCGUAAGAGAAAGGUGAAGGCCAUGGAGGUUGACAUAGAGGAGAGGCCUAAGGAGCUUGUGCGGAAGCCUUAUGUGCUAAACGACCUGGAGGCAGAAGCCAGCCUUCCAGAAAAGAAAGGAAACACCCUGUCUCGAGACCUCAUUGACUAUGUGCGCUACAUGGUGGAGAAUCAUGGGGAGGACUAUAAGGCUAUGGCCCGGGAUGAGAAGAAUUACUACCAAGAUACCCCGAAACAGAUUCGGAAUAAGAUCAACGUCUAUAAGCGUUUUUACCCAGCGGAGUGGCAAACCUUCAUUGAUUCUUUGCAGAAGAACAAGAUGGAGGUUGAAUGAUUGGCUUAUGCCUGCCCUAGGCUGAGGUCUCCUCCUGGACCAGAGAAGCUCAAAGCCAGGGUUUAAGGCAAGGAGGGGCAUGUGGCUAGAUGAGGCUGGUCAAACCUCAUGGAAUCAGAAGGUUACAUACACAUGCACAUGCAUGCACACACUCAUGCUCCCCUUUCUGAAGGGAAGGAACGGUCUCCAAGAAGCUUCUGAGUGCCCUGAGAAAAGCCAGAACCUACUGUUUUCAGAGUGGGUGGUUGGUUUACGUAUAGCCUGUACAUAAUAAAAAGACUAUUUUACUUUU